This is a messenger RNA of Polistes canadensis, 759 nucleotides long. It is a transcript of the gene Cisd2, whose product is annotated as CDGSH iron-sulfur domain-containing protein 2 homolog. Gene Ontology annotation, cellular component: intracellular membrane-bounded organelle; mitochondrial outer membrane. The record is from RefSeq and is a predicted model, not a curated record. Lineage: Eukaryota; Metazoa; Arthropoda; Insecta; Hymenoptera; Vespidae. Gene Ontology annotation, molecular function: 2 iron, 2 sulfur cluster binding. Bases 55 to 450 code for a protein of 131 amino acids. The transcript has 5 exons. Gene Ontology annotation, biological process: regulation of autophagy.
UAGGACGUUCGAAUAGGUACGCGUGACUUGACUUCGUCAGUAGUGAAAGCAAAUAUGGAGCCAAUAGCACGAUUUGUGAAAGUAUCAAUACCAAAUUAUUUGGCUGGAUUACCGAUUCCAGAAACGAUAGGAGGAUGGUUCAGACUCGGUGUAACCGAUUGGGUAUCGUUAAUUCCACCCACAGCUUUAAUGGCCGGCAUUGGUUAUAUGUCGUACAAAGCAUUUUGUCCUCGUGCGAGACCGAAGCCAUGUGGUAUAAUAAAUCCUUGUAUUAAGAAAGAUGUUAAUAAAGUAGUAGAUGUUAUUGAUGUCGAGGAUAUAUCAGAGAAGGCUGUUUUCUGCCGUUGCUGGAGGACUAAAAAUUGGCCGUACUGCGAUGGAUCUCAUGGAGCGUACAAUAAUGAGGUCAAAGACAAUGUUGGUCCAUUGGUUGUAAAGAAAGAGAACUAAAUGUAUACUAUCCGUUAUUUAAGUACCUGUGGUACAUAUAUGCUGUACUGUUCCAUACAGUAGCGCCUUAUUAUAAUACCAAGGGUGAAUAGAAAAGGUUAAUUAUCAAGAAAUAAGGUACGCAUGUUAUUUAAUUAAUUAUUGAAAUAAAAUAUUAAAUAAUUUAUAAUUGAAUACUCAACAAAAAAACACACACAUUGUUAUUCUUGGAUAAUAUUAUUUAAAAUUAUAUUUUUGUUAAUUAAGUGAUUUCCAUUAAAUUUGGGUAACAGUUAAUCGAAUAAAACGUAUCUCAUAUAAAAAAAAUAA